Messenger RNA from Melampsora larici-populina 98AG31, 1044 nucleotides. RefSeq lists its product as uncharacterized. Bases 1 to 1044 code for a protein of 347 amino acids. The transcript has 7 exons. The record is from RefSeq and is a predicted model, not a curated record. NCBI's taxonomy places the organism in Eukaryota, Fungi, Basidiomycota, Pucciniomycetes, Pucciniales, Melampsoraceae.
AUGAUUUUGAAUUGGCGGAUACUAAAUUUCCUCAAACCUCUCUUCUCCUCUCAACCUGCUGAAAAUCAUAAUCAACCUGUCUGCGAGGAUCACGAGCCGAUGGCGAUGCUCGGAAAAGAUUUACAGAAAAAAAAGUUCACCACACGUAUAAACCCUCCUGAUCACCCCCCCGAGGAAUCUAGCCGAAGUUCCACACGAGGUUACAAGUCGCGUGGUGGUCCAUGGGCGACAGGAGAGACAGGAAAGACAGUAAACUAUGGAUCGCAUUCCACCCCCGCCGACAGCUUACUCUUCACCGCCAAGGGCAACGUUCCGUCAAAUUUUACUUUACCUAAGAUUCCGAAAAACUCGAAUGCGGGCUCCAAGAAGCUGUUCAGCAAUGCUGUGGGCAGUAUCAAUCAAAAUCAGAAUGCUAAGUCGUCCAACGCACGCACAAGACACUCACACCCACAGCAAGGUCCAUCCGUUUCGAGUGAACAGCAGCGGAGUGUAAACAUUCGUGGGAGGGGUAAAGGCAAGGAGAAAGUCAACGAUGCUACGAUAGACCUCACGAACGACGAAGAUCCGAUCGAACAAUUUUCCGACCAGGGUGAUCCCCCUGCCAAUUUACACAUAACCUCACGGCCCCUUCAAUCAUCAUCUAUGACAGAGGACCCGUUGCGUCUUCCUAUACGGUCAAGACAUAAUGCGCAAGUAGAGAUCAAGGGUUCCCAGGAUUUCCAAGCGAAGUCAAAUCACAAUGUCGAACGCCAGCAUCUGACCUCUCAAGGCAAAGUCAUCACAAACUCUUUUGUUCCCCAAAGAAUGUACUUAUCGGCAGAGGAAGGACUAGCCACGCUACCGUUCCCUGGAGCAUGCGCUUGCUCUCGGCUGUAUCUCGAAGGGCGCGACAUCAUAUUCGUCGGACAGCUACCGUUAAAAUUUGAAAUGAGAUUCCGGCCCCAGGAUAUUGACAAUGUGGUCCCACGGGACCUCCCGCUGCGGGUUGACCAAGCAGCCUCCCGGAUGGUCUAUCCCGAGCCCGGAUCUCAAGAGAAUAACUAA